Danio rerio (zebrafish) is the source of this 1497-nucleotide messenger RNA. RefSeq names its product heme-binding protein soul2 (gene soul2). The record is from RefSeq and is marked validated. Lineage: Eukaryota; Metazoa; Chordata; Actinopteri; Cypriniformes; Danionidae.
AUCUAGAAGUGCAAAUGGCGAUGUAUGUGGCUUCUGCUCUGUGUCUCCUUGUCGGACUUGUAUGUUUCACAGCUACAGAAUGUUGGCAAGCACCCUGGUUUUGCCAUCAAAAGGACUGCCCUGUGUACACUGUGGUAAACCAAUAUGGGGAAAUAGAAGAACGCAACUAUGAAAUGAGCAACUGGAUUACCACCGAUAUUUUAAGCACAGGCAAGGAUGAUGUAUCAACUGGAUUUUGGAAACUAUACUAUUUUAUUCAAGGGCAAAACAAGGAGAAUAAGCAGAUUGCUAUGACCAGGCCUGUGGUGGUCUCAGUAAAGGAUGGUGCGGAGGGGCGACGCGUCUCCAUUUCUGUCUUUCAGCAAGACCCCAACAUCCCCGAUCCAGUUGACACGACUAUCAGAAAAACAGUUGUUCCGGCUGGUACUGUCUAUGUCAGGUCAUUUGGUGGGUGGCCAUCUGAUCAAGACGCCCAAGAUAAUGUGCAGAAGCUAAAGGAGGAGCUCAAGGCUGCCGGAAAGCAGUUUAUUGAAGACCAAUUUGAAGCAGCUGGGUACGACUCACCAUUGGAGUUGCUCAACAGGCACAAUGAAGUUUGGGUCCAUGCACCCUGAGGCUAAAUAAUUUUUCCUCAUUCCUACAGUAUAAGCUUAUGAAGAUUUCCCUGCAUAAGAACAUAAAAUGUUCAUGUAGUAUAACUAUAGUAUUAAUAUAAUCAUGUUUCAGUCGUAAUCCUUGAUUAAUGUUUCACUCUGUGCAAAUACAAGUGUUAAAGCACUCUGGGGUUGUUUGGCAGGAUUAUAAACUGGUUUUAGGAAUGUGAGGGCUAUCAUCUUAAAUAUGGUUCACAUAGUUUCACAUUGCAAGUUACUGAACUCUAACUCAAUACUAACACUAUCAGCUUUGAAGAUUAAACUUUUGCCAUCUUAAGAACAUUUUUAUUCUUUUUUUAUCAUGCAUCAUGCUUGACAUCACAUUUUUGUAAUCAGUAAUUUAAUUAGAUUUUUAAUUUACACCAUUUAUUUUAGAUUUAAUAUCAAAGUCAUUAUAUAAACUGGAUAAAAAAGUAGAUUGUAAACCUUAACCUAUAUUUAAACUUAACUUUAGGCCAUGUUUAGCCCAUGUCUAUAGUGAUUACAUAAAAACAAGGACGAUUGAUACACAAAAUACAUCAAGUUUCCAAAAUAGAUGAGAAACGGGUUCAGGAAUGACUAGAAUGAGGAUAAUGGGAUUCCAAUCGGUCUUUAAUCAUGUUUUAAGAAACUCCUCCGCCUAAACAAGUCUAACCAGCUAGUGAACUGGAACUUCGCUUAAGUAGUUAAUGAAUUUGAUUUUUUUUUAAAAUGAAGACAAACAAUGUGAUUAUUGUGAAAACCAUCACAAUUAAGUUAAAGUUUUAUUUUCAAAUGUUUCACAUUGAAUUAUCAUUGAUUAGAAUUAGAAUGAUUAUUAAUGUAUAACUUGUUUGCUAAUAAAACAUAUUUUUCAUGCACGAUC